Molecule: messenger RNA, 1854 nt
Organism: Pelobates fuscus (common spadefoot toad)
Lineage: Eukaryota; Metazoa; Chordata; Amphibia; Anura; Pelobatidae
Gene: YARS2
Product: tyrosyl-tRNA synthetase 2
Exons: 5
Coding region: 97-1491 (464 amino acids)
Biological process (GO): tyrosyl-tRNA aminoacylation
Cellular component (GO): mitochondrion; cytosol
Molecular function (GO): tyrosine-tRNA ligase activity; ATP binding; RNA binding
Source: RefSeq, a predicted model, not a curated record
GGUACCCAGGCAGAGCUGUGUGUGACCUUGACACUGAUCACAUGAUCUGAUAUCCCGGCAGCCUCAGUGGCGGUCAGCUGACCUGCCUGUCCCAAGAUGGCGGCGCCCGUGCUGCACGCUUUCCGAGGAGCGGUCUGGCGGGUUCCCCGGGUUUCCUGCCGCUGCCUGUCGGGCUCCCCGGGGUUCCUGGCGGCCGUGGCCCGGCGGGGGCUGUUCCAGGAGCUGUUCCCUCCGGAGGGCCCCGGGCUCCCAGACCUGCUCCUCUCGGGGCCCCAGACCGUGUACUGCGGGUUCGACCCCACGGCGGACUCUCUGCAUGUGGGCAACCUGCUGGCCGUGCUGGGCCUGCUUCACUUCCACCGGGCCGGCCACCACGCCAUCGCCCUCAUCGGGGGGGCCACAGCCCAGAUAGGGGACCCCAGCGGCCGCAGCCUGGAGAGGGAACCCCUGAACCCCGAGAUCCUGGAGAGCAACGUGAGGGGGGUCAGGGACAGCCUGAACAGGGUGUUUGAGAACUACCAGGUGCUGCAUGGGGGCCACGCCAAGCCAGGGGCCACCUUCAACGUGCUGGACAACGCGUCCUGGUACCGGAACCGCCAGCCCAUAGAGUUCCUGAGUUCGGUGGGCCGCCAUUUCCGAAUGGGUACCAUGCUUAGCCGGCACAGUGUCCAGAGCCGCCUGAAGACCCCUGAUGGCAUGAGUCUCACCGAGUUCCUCUACCAGAUGUUCCAAGCGUACGACUUCUACCACCUUCACCAGCAGCACGGCUGUAAGAUCCAACUGGGGGGCAACGACCAACUGGGCAACCUCAUGUCUGGCCACGAGUUUAUCCACAAGGUGACUGGUGAAGAUGUAUUUGGGAUCAUGUUGCCUCUUAUUACGAAUACCACAGGGGACAAGCUGGGGAAAUCUGCAGGGAAUGCUGUCUGGCUGAAUAGAGAACGGACAUCUCCAUUCGAUUUCUAUCAGUUUUUUGUGAGGCAGAAGGACAGCAGCGUUGAGAGGUUUUUGAAGCUGUUCACAUUCCUUCCACUUGAGGAGAUUGAAAAACUAAUGGAGCAACAUGUGAAGGAGCCUGAGAAGAGAGUUCCCCAGAAAAGACUUGCUGCGGAGGUUACAAAACUCGUUCAUGGGAAAGAGGGUCUGGAAUCUGCCAAAAGGUGUACGCAUGCUUUAUAUCAUAGCAGAAUUGAUGCUCUGGAAGCCAUGUCUGACCAGGAGUUGCAGGAACUCUUCCAAGAAGCUCCUUUUACUGAAUCACUCUUUGAACCGGGUACUAGGGUACUGGAUGCCUGCCUGGCAGUGUCUGCCAUCCCGGAGGGCGCACGUGGGUUUGAUAUCAUCACCCGUGGCGGUCUGAGCAUUAAUCACCAGAAGAUCACAAAUCCAGAUGAGAUCCUGGUACCUGGGCAACAUAUUCUUAAAAAUGGACUCUCGCUAAUAAAAGUUGGGAAGAAGAAUUUUUACAUUCUGAAAUGGCUGCACUUAUAAGAGCCAUAAAUGUGGAUACCGCUUAUUCUGACUGGGGUACUUUGUCAGAGAACACUGUAUUGUACUAUUCUCACUAAGUGAGAUCUGCUCUGUAAAUAAAUGUAUUACUUAUACACAUGAUUUGUGUUGCCAGCUCAGAGUGCAUGCUCCAAUCAAGGGAAGGGAGGGAUUUUUCAAUUGAGAGAGAGAAAAAAAAACACAUUCCCAAUCCUACUCAAUGAGCUGCAUUAGAGGGGGGGAGACAGGUACGGUCUGACAUUACUGAGCAGAACCCAGUCUUUCCAGCACAGACUAUUGGGAAAGAAUCUUUCUGCACACAAAUAUGCUAAUAAGACUUACUUUUGCCAUAUUACAAAGUGUUUU